Molecule: messenger RNA, 3177 nt
Organism: Struthio camelus australis
Lineage: Eukaryota; Metazoa; Chordata; Aves; Struthioniformes; Struthionidae
Source: RefSeq, a predicted model, not a curated record
GGAUUUCUACCUUGGUAAAGGUAUAUGGGACAAGAAUUGACUGGAAAGCUGUUUUUAGGAUGCCUGAAGAUGAUGAAAAAGUUACGCUCCGUCGAAUUGAACCUGCCAUUCAGAAAUUCAUUAAAGUGGCGAUUCCAACAGAUUUGGAGAGGUUAAGAAAACAUCAAAUAAAUAUUGAGAAGUAUCAAAGAUGCAGGCUCUGGGGCAGAUUACAUGAAGAGCACAUCAAUGCAGGACGGACAGUUCAGCAACUACGAGCCAAUAUGAGAGAGAUGGAGAAACUUUGUUUGCGAGUCCGGCAGGAAGACAUCCCAAUUCUGCAAAGAAUGAUAAAUCCAGUUAAAGAGGAAGCUUCAUUUGCCAUAAAAGAGUUCCUACAGCUCCAUUCUGAAUCUGCAGAAGAACUUAAAAGGCAACUUGAAAGACAGGAAGAUACCUCUUUAACCAGAUCUGCAACUGUAGGAGGAGGUAAAACUUUAUAUAACACUGAAGGGAAGGAUGGCUCCCAAAGUUUAAGCCAGAUGUAUUCCCCUCUUCCUGAAAUACCUCAGGAUGAAAAUGCAGCUGAGUCAUGGGAAAAUUUAGAGGAGGACUUGAUUCAGCUUAACCAGUUGGUGACUGAAUUUUCUCUAUUAGUCAGUUCUCAGCAGGAGAAGAUUGACAGGAUUGAAGACCAUGUCAACAGUGCUGCUGUGAACGUUGAAGAGGGAACCAAAAACUUAGGGAAGGCUGCAAAAUACAAGCUGGCAGCUCUGCCUGUUGCAGGUGCAAUCAUUGGUGGAGUGGUGGGGGGUCCUGUUGGUCUCCUCGCAGGCUUCAAAGUGGCAGGAAUUGCAGCUGCGCUUGGUGGUGGGAUUUUAGGUUUCACAGGUGGAAAAUUGAUACAAAGAAGAAAACAGAAAAUGAUUGAGCAGUUCUCUUCCAGCUGUCCAGAGCUUUCUCGCCAAAGUGCCAAAAAAUCCAACUGAAGUAUAGUUUCCUUAUGACUAGGAACAGAAGAAUAGUAGUCAUGAUGAUGACAGGCAAGGCUGAGUUGUGUUAAUUUUGACAACAGAACUGAUGUUCGGGGGUGCGUGAUAUGGUAAUGUCAGAACUUAGGGGGCUUUUCCUUUUUAGAUAUGAUAGGGAACAUCAAUCCUGCAACUUGGAGAACUGUGUAGGUGGCUUUUAUUUAUAAAAUUCUUAGGCGAGGCAUACCCACAGCUGUAAUGAUGGAUGACAGGUGCUAAGGCAUUUGGAAAACUGUAACGUUUUCCUGAGGAAAGGCACGCAGAAGUUGGAGCGUUUAUUGUAGGAUUCCAAAGAUGAGAGCAUAAACUCGCAUCCAUCUUUCUUCUUUGCAGUACUUUUAAGAUUUACUUUCAUUUCUUUUGUAUUCCAAACCUCCUCCUGUAUAUAGCCCUUUGUAUAAACGAUUAUACCUGUUCAAUAACUGCACACGAAAGCCCUUUGUAUAAACGAUUAUACCUGUUUAUACCUGCACACGAAAGCAUUUGCUGUCAUGAGAAGAGUUAGAACAUAGGGUCAGCAUUGUGAAAAAACUCACAUAUACCCAGCACCUGUCUGCAUCAGCCAGCUGAGAUCAGCACCAGCUUUUCCCUUUUUCAGGUGCUACAAAUUUUUUUGGUUUUAAUUGCAAACACCCAUCUUGUUCAAAGUGUAGUUAGGAGUGAAAUAGCCUAAGAAACAAACACUGCAGGCUUGCUCCUGGAGAACAGUCAAUUUCCAUGACUGUUCCCAGCUCCUAGCCUUGUCAUGAGAACUGCUGUACAGGAUUAAGUGCUAAACUGUGGAAUUUUGAGCCAGGAACUGCAGCCUAUUUAGGUGGUGCGCACGGUUUACAUCCUUACUUUGCCUUUUAAGAAUGCAUUUACUUCUGCAGCUUCUCUGUUUGGAUUACAGGAGUGUUAACGGGUUCUCAUUUUCACAUAAUCUUACUCUGUAUCAUGAGAAGGUCCUAUCUCCAUCCUUCUAGGACAGUUCCUGUACUAUUGCUGCUACUGCUUGGGAAAAGGGAAAUACAGGUUGGAAAACUGCUUUUUGAAGUUUUUUAAUUAUCAGUUCUUCUGAGCCCUGCAAGAUAAUACUUGAGCCCAGUUGUAUUUGAGUGAACUAUCGGUCAGUGCUCAGUGAUGGGACUCCCGAGCAGGCAUAAGACGCUGUAACAGGGAACGCUGUAUUGGAAAGCGUACUGUAACAAGAGGAGAUCUCUUCUAAGCAACACUUUUGAUAUCAUCGUUGGAAAUAACUGUCUGCUAAUGGCAGAUGAUUUUUUUUUUGUGCCUGGAUAUACUGCAAGCAACUGCUUGUUACAGCAUAAGUAUCUUUCUGAACAGUUCUUGCUUAGUAUUUUUAAAAUAAAAAUAUGAUCAAAAUUGCUAUCAGUCAGAACAUCUUGUCUAUUUUAAGUAGGGCUGAGGCUCAGGGAAGCAAUGUGGGCAAGAAUAGUUUUCACAAGUAAUCACUAACAUUGUCAAAACUGCAUGUGUUAAAACCACAGUGCCUACAUCUGUAAAGUCAGCUGGCGUGGAAAACAUGACUUGAGUUAUCCAGCUCAUUUGCUCAUGUCAUGCAAAAAAAUACUUUCUUUUCUGCUCUGGACUUACACCCAUUUAAUGAGCUUGUAACAACUGCAUACUAAGGUUGUUCAUUCCUUUGCUCAAUAAUUUCUAAUUUAAGGAAGAAAUUGAAAAAAGUAUGAUCUUUGUAAACUGUGAUUGAUUCUUUGAUUUUAAAAGGUUGUGUCUGCUUUCCUACUCUAUGCACAUACCUUUGUGCAUUUGAAUGACAGCAGCCAUGUCAGAGACGUUACAGACACCACCCUCUCCCCCAAGCUGGACUAAAGCCAAGACAAUCGAUGCUCACAGAUGGAAUUACUGUCACAAAUUACACAGAGUCAGCUUAGUAUUUGUUUGUUUUAUGAAGUGUCUAGCACAAAAAUUGUUCUUCUUACUUACAUCUUUAAGGAAGCAAUUUCCAAGUUUAGCGUGUAUACAAUGUUUUUGGAUGGUUUUAUUUAAACUAUGCUUUUUUUGAAAUAGAUAGGUUAUUUACAUAUUUAAGGAAAUAGGGGUAUCUGAAUAACCAAACUAGCAUUUAAAUUGCUAGGGAUGUUAGUCAGAAGAUAUAUGAGAUAUACAUAAUUCUUUCAGACGAAAUAAAAGCUUUUCCCUAUCA